Molecule: messenger RNA, 378 nt
Organism: Cantharellus anzutake
Lineage: Eukaryota; Fungi; Basidiomycota; Agaricomycetes; Cantharellales; Hydnaceae
Exons: 1
Coding region: 1-378 (125 amino acids)
Source: RefSeq, a predicted model, not a curated record
AUGGCAUGGGGUAUCAAGGUAAAGCGAGACUCACUCGCUGAUUUCCAUGAAGCAAGCAAAUUUGAGUCUGAACUCACAGAGCGAGAGUCAAACCAGCAGCAUGCAGAAUACAUGACAUGCAUUGCUACACAUAGACAGCGUGAGGCAAAUAAGCAUGAAUGCAGAAUGCUCAAGUUACAAAUCUGCCAACUAGAGCUGCAGCAACAGCAGCAAUUGGAUGUGCACCAGGCACAGCAGCAGUUGGAGUUGCAAGAGGCACAGCGGAACCCUUUCAUGCCAACUGGAUUUCCACUCACACCCCCAACGUUACUUGCCACACCACAAAUAGACCUUGGCGAAAACCUCCUUGGACUUGACUUGGCACCUAAUCAAUUCUAG